GUUAUUGGAGAUGUCAAGAUGGGGAGGUUGCCGAUUGUUCUUCUAAUUUUUUCCUCUAUACUCUUAAUUCAAUGCCAAGAAAACGCUCUGGAUAACUCAGCCAAGAAUGUUUUAGAUCGCAACAGAGAAAAAGGAGGUGAUAAGUCGGUUUCCCCCCCAAGGUUUCAGCGAACAUGUUCAACUCAAGAAUGUAAGGAAAAGGAGUUCAAUGAUUUGCUUGAUUCCAUUAUAAGCUCGGAAGCAACUACGGAAGCUGAACCGGCAAAGGUUCCACAUAGACCAAGUCCACCCCACUAUGUUCGACCAAGUAGAAACGGACACGUUCUUCAUGACAUUGUAUCUUGGGUUGAAAAAACAAAGAAGGCAAUAUUUGGAUUUGGAUAACUUUUUUAUU
Molecule: messenger RNA, 394 nt
Organism: Drosophila erecta
Lineage: Eukaryota; Metazoa; Arthropoda; Insecta; Diptera; Drosophilidae
Exons: 3
Coding region: 19-384 (121 amino acids)
Source: RefSeq, a predicted model, not a curated record